Messenger RNA from Mercurialis annua (annual mercury), 339 nucleotides. RefSeq names its product protein PELPK1-like. The record is from RefSeq and is a predicted model, not a curated record. The transcript has a single exon. Bases 1 to 339 code for a protein of 112 amino acids. NCBI's taxonomy places the organism in Eukaryota, Viridiplantae, Streptophyta, Magnoliopsida, Malpighiales, Euphorbiaceae.
AUGGCUUUUUUCAAGAAUCUAGUAUUUGUUUUCUUCAUGGCUUUGGCAUUUUCCAGCAUAGACAUUGGACUAGCUGCUCGUAAUCUUCUUCAAAUGCCGAAUUUACCCUCGAUACCAAAUUUGCCAAACCCUAAUGCAUUGCCGUCAUUGCCAAGUAUUCCAAAUCUUCCACAACCUACAUUGCCAACAUUGCCGACGACACUUCCGCCCCUUCCGAGUAAUUUUCCGGCCAUGCCGACUCUUCCCAAGUUCACUUUGCCUCCAUUGCCAAACAUGCCUUCGAUCCCAACUACCAUUCCUUCCAUUCCUUUCCUCUCUCCACCACCAGCCGGGAACUAA